Messenger RNA from Arachis stenosperma, 2230 nucleotides. RefSeq names its product ras-related protein Rab7-like. Gene Ontology annotation, molecular function: GTPase activity; GTP binding. The transcript has 6 exons. Gene Ontology annotation, cellular component: vacuolar membrane. The coding region runs from base 1459 to 2082 and encodes 207 amino acids. NCBI's taxonomy places the organism in Eukaryota, Viridiplantae, Streptophyta, Magnoliopsida, Fabales, Fabaceae. The record is from RefSeq and is a predicted model, not a curated record.
ACACCUGAAUUUUAAUCAAGUUAUUAUUUUAGGGUGGUUUUGCUUCAAUAGUACAAAUACUUACCUAUCCUGGUUGGUUAUUUUGAUUUGUUUUGCUUGGCUUUUCAUGAUUUCAUCUAUUGUCGUCUUUGACCCCUGGGAAACUGUUGAUCUUCUUUGCCCUGUCUUUUGCUGUUUCUUUCCCUUUCCGUUUGAUGCUUUGCCCUCCAUGUCAUAUAAAAUGCUUACCAGUUCCUUUGGAUAGAGUUUAAUUUCUUCAUCCAUCAAAGAUGUGUAUUUCCUCUUAAACUCAGGUUCGUGUCGUGAUCAUUUUUAAAUGUCACAUAAAUCAUAUUGGUUCUAUUUAGUAGUAUACAUGAAAUAUAUUUUAGAAUGUGUUUUGCGGAUUAUUGGUAUGUUAGAAUCUAUAGGCCAAUUUUCUCACAUCGACAUUUCGUUGUCGGGGACAUUUGUAAUUGGAUUAUGUAUAGGCUUGUUGGACAUUCCCUUUUUUGCCUUGUUCUUAUUCGCGUAAGGUUUAGUAAUCAAUGAAUGGUGAUUGCUAACUUCCUUUCAACGGAUUUUAUGAAAUCGUCACGAUAUCAGCUUCCCAGCUAUUAAAAAAGUGGUGGAUUAGUUGCAAUUGUAUUGAGUAGUUAGUAAUUUAAGCGAUCUAGAGAAUCUCACUAAGCAAAUUUCCAAUAUUCAUUCUUCCUGUUCCUAGACGUAAACAAGGAAGAAUGUUUUAUUUUUACGUAUGUGAUCUUCUGUAUGAUCUUGCGGUCUUGCAAAAGCUAGUAACAGAUUCAUGAGCAAUAUGAUACUUUCGGAGUUAUUAAAGAAUUUGUUAUUUUGAAGUAAUAAUUAUUAUUUUUGGACUGGAAAUGGAUAUUUAUCCUUUUAUUUUUUGGAUAUUUAUUCUUUUAUUUUUGGACUGGAAAUGGAUAUCUAUCUUCAUACCAAUUGCUCUUGGUCUAUCAUAUUUAUAUUAAGGGUUCCACGUCUUCAAUGUAAUAAUAUUAUGUGUAACAUCGCAAAAAUAAAUUUGGAUCACGGUUAUCAUAUAUAGUAUCACUUAAUUUCAUUAGUCGGCAAGAACCUACCUGAAGGAGUAAAAUAUUCUUGGCUUUAAGGUUCAUAAAUUAAUCUGUGAUGACUACUAGGCAAAUUUUAAAAAAACAGACGCAUGAGUUGAGUUUAUUGUAGUAGCAAUUCUGCAGCCGGCGAUGGGCGAUUGACGAAUCUUAAUUAUAUUCUGUAAGUUUGAACAUGUACCCUUAAUACAAGAAAAAUGUGUUUUAUAGGAACAACUUAAAUAUGGGAAAUGGAGGUGGGGGAAAAAGAGUGAUAUGGCGUGUAAGGCGGCAUGUUGUAAUUGGUAACUGGCAUUGAUCCACGUGUCUGUGUCCUGUAACUCACACUAACAGAAACAGAAACAGAAAACAGAUCCCUGAAUUCUGACAAUACUCUUCAUCCACCAUGGCUUCUCGCCGUCGCAUGUUACUUAAGGUCAUUAUCCUCGGAGACAGCGGGGUUGGCAAAACAUCUCUCAUGAAUCAGUAUGUGAAUCGUAAGUUUAGUAACCAGUACAAGGCUACCAUUGGUGCUGAUUUUCUCACCAAGGAAAUUCAAUUCCAAGAUAGGAUGUUCACUUUGCAGAUCUGGGAUACUGCUGGUCAAGAAAGGUUUCAGAGUCUUGGUGUGGCUUUCUACCGUGGCGCAGAUUGUUGUGUCCUUGUUUAUGAUGUAAAUGUUGUCAAAUCUUUUGACAAUCUUAGCCAUUGGCGAGAAGAAUUCCUUAUUCAGGCUAGUCCAUCUGACCCCGAAAACUUCCCAUUUGUGCUAUUGGGAAACAAAAUUGAUGUUGAUGGUGGGAAUAGCCGAGUUGUUUCUGAGAAGAAAGCUAAGGCAUGGUGUGCUUCCAAAGGAAGCAUACCAUACUUUGAGACCUCUGCAAAAGAGGGAUUCAAUGUUGAAGCUGCUUUCCAGUGUAUAGCCAAAAAUGCACUCAAGAAUGAACCUGAAGAAGAAGUAUACAUGCCUGACACAAUUGAAGUGGGUGGUGGUGGACGGCAGCACAGGUCCACAGGCUGUGAAUGUUGAUAACUUAGUGUUCUUUCGAUCAAACUUCAAUUAUUGCAAAUCUUUUGUUUUGUAUCUCAUUAGUGGGUUAAUUAGAUGUCCUCUUGUUAAUUCUUCUAAUUCAAUGUAUCUUAUAAUAUUUGGACCAUAAUUUAAUUCUUCUGUUUAG